AUGGGGAAAAGCUACUCAAGUAAGAGGAAUCGGAAUGAAAACGAAGGCUGGAAGGGGGAGAAGCGGGAGAGGAAGGAAACGAUGGUAAAGGAUGGGAGAGAGGAGAAGGGGGCGAGGUGGAGGAAUGUUGGUUGGGCCGCGGGGGGCGGGCGGGGUCCCGGGCCGCGGCCAGGCGCUGGGAACCGCUGCGUGCAGGGAGCGCGAGCCGGGCGCGGCGGCGGCGGCGACGGCGGCGGCAGCGGCGGGCGGAGCGGCGGCCCGGGCGCCGCCUUCUCCAUCGACGCGCUGAUCGGGCCGCCGCCGCCGCGCGCCGGCCACCUGCUCUACACCGGGUACCCCAUGUUCGUGCCCUACCGGCCGCUCGUGCUGCCGCAGGCGCUCGCCCCCACGCCGCUGCCCGCCGGCCUCCCGCCGCUCACGCCGCUCGCCUCCUUUGCCGGCCGCCUCUCCAACUCCUUCUGCGCGGGGCUGGGCCAGGCCGUGCCCUCCAUGGUGGCGCUGACCACCGCGCUGCCCAGCUUCGCCGAGCCGCCCGACGCCGCCUUCUACGGGCCCCCCGAGCUCGCCAACGCCGCCGCGCGCAACCUCCCCGAGCCGGGCGCCCGCCGCACCGAGGGCGCCCUGGACGCCGAGGAGCUGCUGCCGGCGCGGGACAAAGUGGCCGAGCCGCCGCCGCCCCCGCCCGCGCACUUCGCAGAGACUUUCCCGAGUCUGCCGGCGGAGGGGAAGGUGUACAGCUCUGACGAGGAGAAGCUGGAGACCCCCGCUGCUGACGCAGCCGGCAGUGAGCAGGAGGAAGAGGGCUCAGGCGGUGACAGUGAGGAUGACGGUUUCCUGGACAGUUCUACAGGGGUGCCCGGGGCUCUUCUGGGACCUAAACGCAAGCUCAAGGGAAGCCUGGGGACUGGAGCCGAGGAGGGGGCUCCCGUAGCCACAGGGGUGGCGGCGCCUGGGGGGAAGAGCCGGAGGCGUCGCACGGCCUUCACCAGUGAGCAGCUCCUGGAGUUGGAGAAGGAAUUUCACUGCAAGAAGUACCUGAGCCUGACCGAGCGCUCCCAGAUCGCCCACGCCCUCAAGCUCAGUGAGGUGCAGGUCAAGAUCUGGUUCCAGAACCGCCGGGCCAAGUGGAAGCGCAUCAAGGCCGGCAAUGUGAGCAGCCGCUCCGGGGAGCCUGUGAGGAACCCCAAGAUAGUUGUGCCCAUACCUGUGCACGUCAACCGCUUUGCUGUGCGCAGCCAGCACCAACAGAUGGAGCAGGGGGCCCGGCCCUGAUGCCCGGGGAAUGCAGCGUGGAGGACCAGUUCCCGACUCGCUGGGUUCGGGGACCAAGGGGCCAAGGCGGACUCUGAGCCCAGAGAGGCCAGCUGUGCCCCUACCACUGCCAGGCUGAAGAUGUGGGUGGUUGGCCCCAGACUGUUCCAGAGAUCCCCAGGACUGGGGCUUCCGGUACAGGGGCUUGGGUUCUGGUGGCCAGAGCCCUGGGAACCAUGGUGGACUCCUGGGGUGGGCGAGGGUGGGGUCACAGAGCCUCUGGGGCCUGAAGGUCUCUGACUGAUGCCCCGAAAAGCUUCUGGCAAGUAGGAGUUCAGGGUAAUUCCAGCCAGGCGGAGCACAGCUCCUUAUUUAUUUUGUGUAAAGUUUGUAUAUAUGGAGCCAUCGGUCUCUGUCCAUCUGUCUGUCUGCACCUCUCAGAGGGACCAGGAAAAAUCUGUUUCCUCCAUCCUCCGCCAGAGCUCUUUCCAUCCUCUUGCUCUGGGGUGGGCACUGACUGGCCUCUCUGGUACAAAAAUGUGCAGUCUGUGGAAGUCAUUCAGCUUCCAUGUUUCCACUCACACCUCUUCCCUGAGCUCCGACCCAGCGACUCUGUCCUGUCCCCGGUAAACAGGCUCGCUUAUUCUACCGGUUCUGCCUUCCCUUGGGAGUGGCAGCCGGCUCUAGGGUGAGACUCACUCCCACUGGUAUUAAAUUAAAGGGAAAUUAAAUCUG
Molecule: messenger RNA, 1986 nt
Organism: Heterocephalus glaber (naked mole-rat)
Lineage: Eukaryota; Metazoa; Chordata; Mammalia; Rodentia; Bathyergidae
Gene: Gbx1
Product: gastrulation brain homeobox 1
Biological process (GO): regulation of nervous system development; regulation of transcription by RNA polymerase II
Cellular component (GO): nucleus
Molecular function (GO): DNA-binding transcription factor activity, RNA polymerase II-specific; RNA polymerase II transcription regulatory region sequence-specific DNA binding
Source: RefSeq, a predicted model, not a curated record